AUGAGUAGUCAGCAGCUACAAGCUUUCAACAAUCAACAAAACCAAGCCUGAAUGAACCCGGUAAAACCUAUCAUUCCCCCUAAGCCGGCACCUCCUCCUAUAUUUAGUUAUGAGCAGAAUAAUUCAUAUAAUGCACCUAAACAUAUUCCUAUGUCUGGGGGAAUGCCUGUAAAUCCUUCACAGCCUAAUUUUUCUGGCCAAAGUAUGCAGCUUCAAGGUCAGCAGUUUCAGCAAGCUCAAGUACCUAUUUUUAUAAAUAACCAGCCACGCCAAGUAGAAAGGUUUAACGAAUAUCCAGAGAGUUCUAUAGAAAGCUCGAAAUCUUCUGAGUCCAGCUCUAUUUAUAUUUCAAAUGGUUUCAACCAAAGCUAUAGACCUCAGAUGUUGGGAAAUUCGAGACAAGUUCCAGGUGCGAUUCCUUUAAAUACACCUGCUCAAUUUAUCCCAGCCCCUAAACAAAUUGGGAUGGUAAGCAAGCCUGCUAUUCAGCCUAGUCAGCAAAUUAGCCAGCCUUUUAAUAUCUCUAAAAGCCAGCCUAUGAAUCAGCCUUUUAGCCAGCCUACGAAUCAGCCUUUUAAAUUCCCUAUUAAUCAGUCUAGCCCUGAAAGACAGCCUCAAAUUUAUGAACCUGCAAAGCAGCCUAAUACCUUCAAUAUUAAUCAGCCUAUUAGAGAGCCCAAUAUCCAGCCAAUUAGCCAGCAAUCUCAAGUAUCUUCAUCAACUUAUCGUCUAAAUACAGCGCCUGAUGACGGUCCAUCAUCCGCAAGCCAGCUAGGAUAUUACAAACCAUACACACCGCCUAUUAAUCAACCAAAUAGGGUACCCCCAGUAAUAAACCCCUCUUCAGCAAAAUGGGCUUGCUAUAAACAAGGGAUUUACAACGAAUUCUCACAAUCUAAUUGUAAAAUGAUAGAAACAGCUUAUGAGGAAAAUAAAGAAUAUAUCGUCUUGGCACUAAAUGAUGGGGAUUAUUUAUUGGACUUAAAAAAAUCCCAAUUAAGGAAACUUGAGACAAACAGUGAGCCAUUCAUAAAGAUGGGAGGUGGGCUUUCAUGAAAAUGGAAAAAUGAGGAUGGAAAUUGGUGGGAUUACUCACCUGAGGACAAUGAAAUUAUUGAGACAGCCUAUAAAAAUUAUAGGGAAAGAAGAGGAGGUGAUCAAGUGACAUUAAGCAAUCCGAAAUAUCAGGUUAAUUUGAAAGAAUUUAUACAAGUAAAUAUAGAAACAUGGUUUCAAAGGGAAAUAUCAAGAUUUGUAGAUGAUUUUAAUGAUAAACAUAGUUAUAUUGAGUUUUAA
Molecule: messenger RNA, 1296 nt
Organism: Blepharisma stoltei
Lineage: Eukaryota; Ciliophora; Heterotrichea; Heterotrichida; Blepharismidae
Source: the annotation of a GenBank genome assembly